Molecule: messenger RNA, 5116 nt
Organism: Leptopilina boulardi
Lineage: Eukaryota; Metazoa; Arthropoda; Insecta; Hymenoptera; Figitidae
Gene: Exn
Product: probable serine/threonine-protein kinase DDB_G0282963
Exons: 14
Coding region: 680-5002 (1440 amino acids)
Biological process (GO): activation of GTPase activity
Molecular function (GO): protein binding; guanyl-nucleotide exchange factor activity
Source: RefSeq, a predicted model, not a curated record
GUUAUACCGUUUGCCUUUACUGUAUACAUAUCAGGGGGGAAUUCGCGAAUCAUCACAGUUGUGUCUCGCGUGUUUGUCACUGCGUACGUGUGACACAAAACAAUAAGAAACAUUUGUUUAUUGUUUGAACAUUUUUUUUUUUCAAUACGAACACUGUUUUCCCAGCAUGUGGUGUAAAAGAAAAAUAAGAGGUUAACUAUAUAAAGUCAUCUGAUAAAUCCGCGGUCAUUCAAUAUCUAUUCUAUUCCAGUCAAUGUUCGAUAACAUUUUAAAGAAAUCAAUGUCUGAUUAAAAAUUUCUUUUGACAGUUCAAAUAACUUAAAAAUGUGCAUUUAAAAUUCAUCGAUUUACAAUUUCUAUAUUAUUUAUAAUAAUGAAAAUUUGACAUUUUGGAAAAUAGUGCAAAGUUUCGGUUUUUCUAACGGACUGUCAGUUAUUGUGAAAUAUGUAACAAGAAAAUUUUUUUUAUGUACCUAAAAAGAAUUGAAGUGUCACGUACAAAUUGACUGAUUUGGAGAAAUUUGAAAUUUACAAAUUUUUUCACUUGGACGAUUUUGUAAAUCAAAAACAAAGAGAGAGAGAGAUUGUUGACGUUUGGAGGAAAAAAAAAGCUAUGCGGGACAAUUGACUCGAGAUGGAGAGAGGAUGAAAGAAAAAAAACUAAGGAUUCCCCUGACGAAUGCACGUUAAACCGGAAGAAAUCGGGAUGACUCCAUCGCCAACGGCGAAUCGGAGUUUCCUGCACGGUGGUGAACGAUCACCACCGUGUUUGAAUUCCGAUAAAAUUAUUUAUGCCACUCUAGACAGUUUGGCAUUGAAAAGAGCAACUCUACCACUCAAAUUAUUGCCAAUUGAUAAUAAUCAUAUUGUGGAUAAUUCUGGGAAAAUUGAUAAUAAUAAAGAAAAGAUUAUUCCAAGAAAAACGUCUUCUAGAAAGCCCAGCUUCAAGGUUCGAACAGCUUCAAAUAUUCAAUGGAAAAUUCGUUCGCGAUUAAAUCAAAAUACAAAAAAUGACAAUCAAAAGGAAAUUUUGAAAAAAUCCGUUUCCCUUAAUCGAAGAAGUAGCAGUAAAAAAUUAUUAAAAGACUCAAAAUUACCAAUUAUUAUUAAACACGAUUCUUGUCAAAUGAAGAGCCACACAUUGCCAAGGGACGUGAAAUUAUUUGAAUCUCAAAAAAAAGUGACAAGAACAAGUGAAAAAAACAAAAAACUCAAUAAUGAUGAUGAUGAUGAUAAUUUUAAUUCAUCACUCAUUUUAGAUAGUGAAUUAUACGAUGAUGUUAUUACAAUUGGCAAUAAUUUAAAUGUUAAAAAACCGGAAGUCGAACAAACUUUAGAUCUGGAUAUUUCAUCUCUUAGUAUUAAUAGUUAUAAUCUCAGCAAUCAAUCAGAUAGUGGUUACGGUAGUAAUAAUAAUAAUAAUAAUACAAAUAACUCGAGCAGUAUUCAAUUUAAUGACAAUGAAACGUCUAAUAUAAAUAAUAAUAAUAUUAUUAUUGAAAAUCAAUUUAUAACCGAUGAUAAGAGUAAAAGAAAAUAUAAAUAUUUUACAAAAAAUGUUCUUCACUAUGUACCAAUAUCAAAUCAUGUGAAACGUUACAAAAAAUUGAGAAAAAAUCGAUUGAGUUUAUCGCUGGGCUCAUUGAAGAAUAAUGAAAAAUUUGAUUUAAAUGAUUCUGCAAAAUGUAAAAGUCUCUCAAGAAGUGAAUUAAAAUAUGUGACAAUAUCAUCACCAACAAAUUUUGUUCAUGUUGCUUCUGCAACAAAUCCAAAAUUAUUGAUCAAUUCUGACAAUCCAUCUUCACGUUCAAAACAAAAUAUUAUUACACAUGAACAAAAAUUCGUUGAUUUGAGAAUUUUCAAAAUGGAUCAAUUACAUAAUUCCAAAAAUAUGGAGAAACUUAACGGUCGUCCUAGCUUCUUGCUAAGUGAAACUGACGGAAGGGGUUAUGUGGAAAUUAAAAAAUUACCAUUAACAACCGACAGCGAUCCAUCUUAUGAUUCAGUGAAUGAAAAUCAAUCGGUGAAAGUUGAAAAUUUGGAAAAUAGCCAAUUGAAGAACAAUGAUGAGAAUGAGGUCGAUGAAAAAAUUUACGAACCAGUAUCUGAAUUUUCAUUUUAUAAAGGUUUAAAAGCAAAUUCAAGUUUUCUUUGGAGCAAUCGAAGGAGAAAUUCGGAAAAUCAUGAAAAUUCAUCGACCAGCAAUUACAAUAAAGAUGAAAAUACGUACGAAGAAUUUGACGAUAUUGGAAUAUCAUUUGAGGAAGACGAUUACGAUGAUGUGGGUUUUCCAAAUAAUGAAGAAUUUGAAGAAGUUUAUGACGACGUUAUGCCAUCGUCAUGUCAAAUUGAACAGAAUUUCUCAUCAACAAGUACAUUGGAGAUAAAUGACUAUUUGAUUAUGAAAAAGCAAGGAGAAGAUGGAAAAAUUGAAUUUGAAAAAAAGGAGAAUUCUGAAACAAAUUCAAAUUAUGAAAAUGAAAUUGUGAACAAUGAUUACUCGAGUGUCGACGAGGAUGAAGAGAUAAAUGACGAGAAUGAACAAGGAGUGUAUGAUGACGUCGAUCUACCAAGUCAGGAACGUGUCAAUAGCCUGUACGCAGGCUCUAGUACAGGAUCUCAACCGGGGUCAUCGUUGAAUGGCAAGGAAUCUGAGUGGGAGGAUCUUGAAGACACGAAACCCUCUUUACUUGCGCCAAAGAGAAACGUCACGUGCGCACGAGGUGGAGAUACUCAUGGGACUCCAAGUAAAAAAAAAUUGGGACAAAAAUAUUUGCGAAAAAUGAGAGGACAACGAACAAAAGUAACACGGAAAAGUUCCGGAAGGUCUUCAAGUCAAACAAUAUGCGAUCGUGUUGUCCUCUUUGAAACAACGUCAGAUGACAGCAAUUAUGAGACGCUUUACGCAUAUCAAAUCGAUGACUUUAGUACAGAUUCGGAAAUUGAGGAGGAGGAAGAGGAUGAGGAGCGGGAAAAUAAUUGUGAUAAUUCACAAAUUACAAGAACGAUGUUUAAUGAAAAUUUAGAACCACCAACGAGGCCAACGCCACCGCCUCCAAGAGAAGCGAGUCUCACACAAUCAUUGGGAAGGAGAAUGAAAAUUCUCCGACGAACGUGGACCAUCACCAAGGGUAGUUUAGGACGAAUGCGUCGACGAACGUCUGGCGAUGAUUCAUCAACUUAUAAAAGUGUCAAUAAUGAUCAUACAAUAACGAAUAAUGAUAAUAGUAAAUAUUUCAAUUUUAAAAAACAUUUAAGAAAAAGUAUCACUGGCCUCUCGACAUUUUAUCUUGAGAAUAAUCAGGAAAAUGGAAAUAAUAUGAAGGACAACAAUCAGAGUAACAGUAAUAUUAAGGAAGGGAUUUAUAGUAACAGUAAUUGGUACACGGACACAGAUCUUUGGAGAGAUGAUAGCAGUUCUUUGCAAUCUGAAGUUAAUAGUGCUGAUCACUACAGUGUUUUGACGGAAGAACCUUUAUAUCAAUUCUACGCUGCGGCUGCCGCGAGAGUUGCUUUUGAAUCCGAUUCCGAUGGAUAUGAAGAAGUUGAAGACAUCACGCCUUCUUCGGCUGCAAUGGAACUUGCUAAACCUGGACAUCGUACUUUAUGGUGUCAAACUCCUCAAGUUAUUCACAGUGGCCUUUUGCAGACCUUAGCAGUGGAGGAGAAAAAAAUGCAGGAAGCAAAAUUUGAAAUAGUAACAUCCGAAGCAUCGUAUUUGAAUUCAUUAAGAGUUUUAAAUAAUGAAUUUGUUUCUAAUAAUGAAUUAGUUAAUGAAACUCUAACACAAAUGGAACGUGAUAAACUCUUUGGUGGAGUUUCAUGUGUACUAAUGUUAUCGGAGAGAUUUCUUGCUGAAAUGGAAAAUGUAUGGAAAGAAGAUCCAAUGCUUCUUGGCUUGCCAGAUGUUUUACUUAAACAUGCAGAAAGAAGUCUUGCCAUUUAUGUCACUUAUUGUUCAAGUCAAGUUAGCAUAGACAGUACAUUAAAGGAACUCAGAGCUAGAAAAGGUUUAAAAUUUUUAGAAGUUGUUUCCCGAAUAGAAAUGCGACCAUCAUGUCAAAGUCUUUCGUUGCACUCGUUUUUGAUGCUUCCAAUGCAACGAGUAACAAGAUUACCUUUAUUGGCUGAUGCUGUUUUAUCGAAAAUACCAAUGAAUCAUCAAGAAAGAGCUUCUUGGGAAAGAGUUUUAUCACAUUUAAGUUUCGUUGUGGCCGAAUGUAAUGAAGGAGCGAGAGCCGCGAGUCAACUAAUUGAAAUGGAAACUUUAGCAAAAAAAUUAGAAUACUCCCCAAAAGUGCCGUCCAUCGAUUUAAGGGAAAGAAAACUUAUUCGCAGCGGUACAGUAACACAACUGUCAAUGAAAUCUGACACCGAAUACAAAUUAACUUUUGGAAAAAAAUUCCAAAAAACUCCUCUAUUUCUUCUUUUGCUCACAGAUUAUCUUCUAGUCACAAAACUCAAAGCCAGUAAUCAUGAAGAUACAUACACAGUGAUAGAUUUGUGUAAACGAAAUCUCGUUGCUUUGGAAUCAGUACCGGAGAAUUCACCAUUUUCGGGACGACACGCAAUGGUUUUAACACUUCUUGAGAAUCAUUUAGAACGACAAAUGGAAUAUGUUAUCACUUGUGAAAGUGAUACCGAAAAAGAAAGAUGGUUAGACGCUGUAUCACCUCCAAAAUCAAAUUUAGUUGGUGAAACUUUAUACGAAUCAUGGGAUUGUCCUCAAGUUAUGGCGCUUUAUUCUUAUUCUCCGGGACAACCGGACGAACUUGCAAUGCAACCUGGUGAUGUAAUUAACGUCUCGAGGAAAAUGGCAGAUGGCUGGUAUCAUGGUGAAAAAUUAUUAGAUGGCGAGCAAGGCUGGUUUCCUGGAAAUUAUACGAAAGAAGUCGCCAGUGAACAUGUGCGUGCUCGAAAUCUAAAGCAACGGCAUCGACUUUUGGCAUUGAAUGGAAGUGUUUUGCAGCGACGAGCAAAACAAUCCAUGGCCAUACAUUAAUUCAAACAGGGUACUGCGUUUAAUUCAAAAAUUUGUUAUAGGUAAUUAAUAAUUCCUGUAAAUUAUUAUAUAUGUACAGUUUUUCUUUUUACAAUAAUUAUCAAAUAAUUGACA